UAAACGGGUUUCGGCCAGCAGGGGGCGGGGCUUUACUGCUGGAGCGGGAUGAUUGACGGGCGAGUGGAGCAGCUCAUUGGCUGUCAGCGCUCUCUGGCGUCAUGAACCUACACGAGGCGCAGAAACCCAUUCAUUUUGGACUUGCUCGGGAGCGCCCUCUAGCGUCUGAGAACCCCAGAAGACACUGCAGAGCGGGAGCUCUCUGGUGCUACUCACCACCUCGCCAGCAGGUGUCAGUACUGCGCCGAGUGCGGCGGGCCACAGAGGGAGAGGCCGAGUGGGACGCGCUGGACUCCGGUGGAGUGGACCGAGCUGAGGAGGACGGUCAGAGAGUCAUCCUUCACUUUGAUUUGGACUGCUUCUACGCUCAGGUGGAGAUGAUCCGAAACCCAGCCCUGCGCACCAAACCCCUAGGAGUUCAGCAGAAGUACAUCGUCGUGACGUGUAACUACGUGGCGCGGGAGCGAGGAGUGAAUAAGCUGAUGGGGGUGAAGGAGGCUCUGGAGAAGUGCCCUGACCUGGUGCUGGUGAAGGGCGAGGACCUCGUGCACUACAGAGAAAUCUCAUACAGAGUCACAGAGCUGCUGAUGUCGUACUGCCCCCUGGUGGAGCGGCUGGGAUUCGACGAAAACUUUAUGGACGUUACAGAGAUGGUGGACAAGCGGAUGAAAGAGACGAACAUCUCCGAUCUCUCCUUUGUGGGACACAUCUACGGACACGAGGCCUCAGCCGUGGGGGUCCGGGAGCACUCCAGGCUGGCUGUGGGGUCAGUAAUAGCGGCUGAACUGCGGGAGGCGCUGCGGAGCAGGCUGGAGUUGACUAGCUGUGCCGGCGUCGCUAACAGCAAACUCCUGGCCAAGCUGGUGUCUGGAGCUUUCAAACCAAACCAGCAGACCACGCUGCUGCCCCAGAGCAGGGGGACGCUGAUGGACAGCCUGAGUGGACCCUGCAAAGUGCCUGGAAUCGGCUACAGGACGGGGGCGAGGCUGAAGGCUCUGGGUGUGCUCAGUGUGAGAGACCUGCAGAUGUUUCCUCUCAGAGAGCUGAUCCGGGUGUUCGGAGAAGCAAACGGCAAACGCCUUCAGAGCCUCGCCUGCGGCACAGACCUUUCACCAGUGACCCCUGCGGGACCGCCGCAGUCCCUGAGCGACGAGGACUCCUUUAAGAAAAUCUCCACGGUGAGUGAAGUGGAGAGUAAAGUGAAGGAUCUGCUGAGCAGCCUGUGUGAGAGGAUGCGUAAGGAUGGCCGGCUGCCUCAGACUCUAAGACUGACCCUCAGACGGGCCACUACGGACACUCUGAGCCGCUGGUUCAGCCGAGAGAGCCGACAGUGCCCGAUACCCAAACACACCGCACACAGGAUUAGAACAGGCUGCAGUGAGGCGGUGCCCCAGCUGGUUUCCAUAGCGAUGAAGCUGUUCCACAGAGUGGUGGACGUCAGCGGGUCGUUCCACCUGACGCUGCUGAACGUCUGUUUCAGUAACCUGCAGAACAAAACGCCCAGCAGGACCUCCAUCAGCUCCUUCUUCACCCACAGCGCUGCUACUGCAGCACACACACUCACACGGGGACAGGAAACCGAGGCAGAUGUCAGUUUGUGUGAGGAUUCGUCCGGCUUCACUCAGCCUGACGACACUCAGAACAGUAAAGAAUUCAUGCACACGCCCCUCUCGACUUCAUCAUCAUCAUCGUCAUCAUUAUUGAGCCAGAAUUCACUGCCACAGCCAGUCGGGGCCAAAUCCUCCACAUUUCCCAAGCGACCAGCUCCAAAACACUCAGGAUUGGACGCGAGAGAUUCCGGGAUGGCUAGCAUCCCGGAGGAGAAGUGUUCUAGACUGCCUCCUCACGUUGACCCAGACGUCUUUCAGGCUCUUCCAGAACACAUCCAGAUGGAGCUCAUGGCGAGCUUCCAGGCUGGAGCCUCUGUUCCGGAAGGUUCUAUGGAAAGGCGGCCCUCGGGUCCUGCUGAACAGCCUGGGGAGCCGAUACAGUUUCACAUAAAUCAGCAAGAAACACCACAACACGCCCAGCUAGCCCUGAAUCAGAGCAGCUGGGUGGUCCACAAUGAUGAUCUCAGCGCAGGGGAUGCCCCAAACGAUGACCUCGGAAUGGAAGGUCAAAGGUCGCCGGACAGCAGAGCUGCUGAGAGUCGCCCACUUGCCCAAACCAGCCGCCCUGACGUUCCUCCCAACGUAGACCCGCUGGUCUUCUCCCAGCUUCCCUCAGACAUGCAGACAGAGCUGCUAGCAGAGUGGAAGCAGCGCAAACCUGCGCUAAAAACAUCGUCCAGACGGGCAGCCAAGCCCUCGCCCAAACACACGGCGGCCCGAGGCCGCAGAGCUGCGGCCAAAGGCUCCCCUGACAACAGCCUGCUGAGGUACUUCAGACCCCAGCGAGAGGAAAACGCCACCGGUCCCCAGCGCUACUGCUAGCUCGCUCAGCUAGCCAGCUAGCUUUGGCAAAGUGCUGCAUUUUUGUUUUCGGGGUUUUUUUGUGCUUUUCCACAUUUUCAGUCCACCAUCCAUGUGUACGUGCCUUAUACCUGAAAUCCGCUGUUCAGCUUCACGAAUCAGUCCAGAAACAUUCCGUUUACCUCGCUACGUCGAUCCCGGCGGCGGCUAAUGCAGCGCGGCGCUGCGGCUCGCGGCUCGUUUGUGAAUGAGGUAUAUCCAGAGUGCCGAACGUACUGUGUGUCAUUUUAAUCUCUUCAUUAAAGCGUUUUGCUGAUAAAA
Pygocentrus nattereri (red-bellied piranha) is the source of this 2732-nucleotide messenger RNA. It is a transcript of the gene poli, whose product is annotated as polymerase (DNA directed) iota. Lineage: Eukaryota; Metazoa; Chordata; Actinopteri; Characiformes; Serrasalmidae. The coding region runs from base 102 to 2432 and encodes 776 amino acids. The transcript is spliced from 12 exons. Gene Ontology annotation, molecular function: DNA-directed DNA polymerase activity; damaged DNA binding. The record is from RefSeq and is a predicted model, not a curated record. Gene Ontology annotation, biological process: translesion synthesis.